This is a messenger RNA of Olea europaea var. sylvestris, 1650 nucleotides long. RefSeq names its product protein FAR1-RELATED SEQUENCE 5-like. Bases 1 to 1650 code for a protein of 549 amino acids. Gene Ontology annotation, biological process: regulation of DNA-templated transcription. The transcript has 5 exons. The record is from RefSeq and is a predicted model, not a curated record. Lineage: Eukaryota; Viridiplantae; Streptophyta; Magnoliopsida; Lamiales; Oleaceae.
AUGGAAAGCAUAGUCGGCGGCGUAAUCUUGGUGGGUUUCUUUCUCUCCGUUCGGCGGGACCAGUUACGAGCAUCUUCUGGCGUUUCUUGUGGAGAAAUGGGUUUGGUGAAAGGUGGGGUGAAAUGGGGCAAUUCGUAUUGUCCGGGGUUAUCUGACUCUUGGUCUUUUUUUAGGAAAAUGCUUGGGGUCGACGACUUCCCACCUCCGGUCACAGUCCAGCGACCUGUACCCCAAGCAUUUUCCCUCGAGAAAUGGGCUUCCUUUCGGCUUAACUGCGGUCUUCAGUACGCUGUGAUCACAUUUGUUCUGUAUGUCCGAUUGAUUCUGGAUUGGAAGCACGCCAUUGUUCCUGCAUUUGGAAAGAUUAUGGAAGAUGUGAAUGAUGAAUUGGAGGAGUCCUCCAAUGAUAAUGGUGCGGAUAAUAUGAACAAGGUUGAGGAUGAAAGGUUAGGAGAAAAUGGUCAGAUUGUACCCGAGGUAGGAAUGAUGUUCAACAACGAAACAGAAAUGUUUGAAAUGUACAAGAGAUAUGCUUAUGAUAUAGGUUUUCCUGUUAGGAGACGGAACUCAAAAAAAGGGAAUGAUGGCAUUCUGAGAUAUGUAACUUUCACAUGCAGUCGUGAAGGCAAAAGAAGUAGUAAUGCGAAUUGUUGUGGAAGAUGGAGAAUUAAUACAGUCCACCUUGAUCACAACCAUGAGACUAGUCCUUCUAAAUCUAGGUUGUAUCGAUGCAAUAGGGAGUUGAGUGCAAAUGUGAAACGUAAACUUGAAGUGAAUGAUGUUGCAGGCAUUCCGUUACAUAAAAGUUACAACUCCGCAGUUGCGGAAGUAGGUGGAUAUGAGAACAUGACAUGUAUAGAGAAGAAUUGCAAAAACUAUAUCGAACAAGUUAGAUGUUUAAGACUUGGAGAGGGAGACGCAGCUGCAAUACAGUCCUACUUUUCGAAAAUGCAAGCAAAGUGCUCGGAAUUUUACUUCAGCAUUGAUCUAGACGACGAGUGUCGACUAAAGAAUGUCUUCUGGGCAGAUGAUAGGUGUAGGCAAGCGUACAAAGAGUUUGGCGAUGUUGUGACAUUCGAUACCACUUACCUAACGAACAAGUAUGACAUGCCGUUUGCCCCUUUUGUUGGAGUGAAUCAUCAUGGGCAGUCAAUAUUGUUUGCUUGUGGUUUGUUAGCUAAUGAGGACACGGAUACAUUUGUCUGGCUAUUCAGGACGUGGCUUGAGUGCAUGCAUGGACAAGCUCCGAAUGCAAUAAUUACUGAUCAAGAUCGGGCCAUGCAAAACGCAAUUGGGAUCGUUUUCCCAUGCACGAGACAUAGAUGGUGUCUAUGGCACAUUUUGAAGAAGUUGCUGGAAAAGUUUGGGUAUCAUGUUGAUAAGUGCGGGAUAUUUUCGACUUUGCAUAAUUUGGUUUACGAUUCACAAACUGCUGAAGAAUUCGAAGAGGGGUGGGAACAGAUGAUUGAUGCUUACGACUUACAUGAGAAUGAAUGGUUGUCAGGAUUGUAUGAUAAUAGAGGUCGGUGGGUUCCUUGCUUCUUAAGAACCACAUUCUGGGCUGGGAUGUCCACAACUCAACGAAGUGGGAGUAUGAAUGCAUUCUUCGAUGGGUAUGUGCAUUCGAAGACCUCGUUAAACAAUUUGUAG